Aspergillus clavatus NRRL 1 is the source of this 1551-nucleotide messenger RNA. Its product is annotated as cytochrome P450. Gene Ontology annotation, molecular function: monooxygenase activity; oxidoreductase activity, acting on paired donors, with incorporation or reduction of molecular oxygen; heme binding. Lineage: Eukaryota; Fungi; Ascomycota; Eurotiomycetes; Eurotiales; Aspergillaceae. The coding region runs from base 1 to 1551 and encodes 516 amino acids. The record is from RefSeq and is a predicted model, not a curated record. The transcript is spliced from 4 exons.
AUGGCGAUCACAGCAGCGCUAUCCUUCGUGCAAUACAGCAUUUUGCAUUACCCUCUCCAGUCUUUCGCGGCAGCAGUCCUGAUUGUUCCCUUCAUCUAUGUCAUUGCCAACGAGUUCAUUCGUGCAUCCGUUCGGGUACCAGGAUUUGAAGGUCCCCGGGGUCUUCCUCUGAUUGGCAACCUCGCCCAAAUUCGGAAGAAUGCUGCCGAGCAAUAUCGUAUAUGGUCGAAGACUUAUGGCCCUGUCUAUCAGAUCCAGCUGGGGAACAUCCCUGUCAUAGUCGUCAACUCGGCGGCCGCGGCCAAGGUGCUUUUCGGUCAGAAUGCGCAAGCGCUGAGCUCAAGACCUGAGUUUUAUACCUUCCAUAAGAUUGUUUCCAACACAGCCGGCACAACGAUUGGCACCUCUCCCUAUAGUGAGUCAUUGAAGAGGCGGAGAAAAGGUGCCGCAUCGGCUCUGAACCGGCCCUCGGUGGAUUCGUAUGUCUCUCACUUGGACGUGGAGAGCAAAGCAUUCGUUGCGGAGCUCUACAAAUACGGCCAUAGUGGGAAAACACCGGUGGACCCCAUGGCAAUGAUACAACGUCUCAGCCUGAGUUUGUCCUUGACCCUAAAUUGGGGGGUGCGGGUGGCCUCUCAGGAGGAGGAUCUAUUCAAUGAGAUCACGCAUGUUGAGGAAGAGAUCAGCAAAUUUCGCAGUACGACCGGCAAUCUGCAGGAUUACAUCCCUCUUUUGCGGCUUAACCCUUUCAGCAGUAACUCUAGGAAGGCAAAGGAGAUGAGGCAACGUCGUGACAAGUAUCUGGGUGCGCUCAAUCGGGAUCUGGAUGAUCGGAUGGAGAAAGGAAUCCAUAAGCCGUGCAUCCAAGCCAACGUGAUAUUGGACAAGGAGGCAAAAUUAAAUUCGGAGGAACUCAUUUCUAUCAGCCUGACCAUGCUCUCUGGGGGCCUCGACACCGUUACAACACUAGUAGCUUGGAGCAUCUGCUUACUCUCUCGCCGUCCUGACAUCCAAGAAAAGGCUGCCCGGGCGAUACACAUAAUGUUUACGGAAGAUAAACCCUUGUGUGACUCUGGCGAUGAUCAAAAAUGUGCCUAUGUAGCUGCGCUCGUGCGGGAAUGCCUGAGAUAUUACACCGUUCUCCGUCUCGCACUGCCUCGGACCUCGAUUCGAGAUAUCACAUAUGAUGGCAAGGUUAUCCCGAAAGGCACUGUUUUUUUUCUGAAUGCCUGGGCGUGCAACAUGGAUCCCGAGAUUUGGAGCGAUCCCGAAGAAUUCAGACCAGAGAGAUGGUUCGAACAGCCAGAUGCACCCAUGUUUACCUACGGCAUGGGCUAUCGCAUGUGCGCGGGUUCACUACUUGCCAAUCGUGAAUUAUAUCUGGUCUUCAUGCGUACUUUGAACAGCUUCCGCAUUGAACCGCAUGACGACGUCGACUGGCAUCCGAUCAGCGGCAACUCGGAUCCUACGAGCUUGGUAGCGAUACCCAAAAAAUACAAGGUCCGAUUCAUCCCCAAGAAUGCAAAAGCUCUUGCGCGAGACUUAUUUUGA